AUGCCUCCAAAAGAGAAACCCAGGGCGGACUAUACCCCCAAGGCGACAUCACCUGAUAUUGGUGGAAGGAAAGCCACGGGCAGUGACAAGCUUACUCUAGUUGAACAAAGGCAGUUUAUUUAUGUCAGAAUUGUGAGAGCCACUGGCUUGCCAAUGAACAACAUGACUGGCACUUGCAACCCUUUUGUGGAGCUAAAGAUUGGAAACUACAAGGGAAUAACUAGAUGCUUUGAGCAGACCUCAAACCCAGAAUGGAACGAAGUCUAUGCUUUCACAAGAGAUCAGAUUCUCGGCGGGAGAUUAGAGAUCUUGGUAAGGGAUAAGGAAUCUGCGAUUAAUGAGAUCACUGGCCAUCUUUCCUUUGAUUUGGGCCAUAUUCCAACGCGGUUUCCACCAGAUAGUCCAUUGGCACCACAGUGGUAUAAGUUAGAGGAUCGCAAUGGGGUUAAGAUUGUAGGAGAGUUGAUGUUAGCUGUUUGGAUAGGGAAUCAAGCUGAUGAUGCAUUUCCGGUUGCUUGGCAUUCCGAUGCAGCUGCCGUUAGUGGCAAAAGCGUGACAAAAACUCGUUCUAAUGUAUACCUCUCCCCCGUACUUUGGUAUCUCAGAAUUCAAGUGAUUGCAGCGCAAGAUUUGGCACCUGCGGACAGGAGCAGGAAACCAGAAGCUUACGUCAAGGCUGUUCUUGGGAACUUGGUUUUGAGGACUAAAGUCUCAAAGGACACGAAUUUGAAUCCCACUUGGAAUGAGGAGGUGAUGUUUGUUGCUGCAGAGCCAUUUGAUGAUCCUUUGGUUUUGAGUGUGGAGGACAAGAUGGGAGCUGAUAAUGAUGCAUGUUUAGGGAGGUCAGUGAUUCCUUUGCACCAAGUGGAGAAGAGAUUGCUUCCUCAACCUAUUGGUGAUCAGUGGAUUACUCUUCAGAAGCAUGUUGCGGAGGGUGAGGAGAAGACCGAAGUGAAGUUUGUUGGUAGGCUUCAUUUGAGGAUCUUUUUAGAUGGUGUGUAUCAUGUUUUUGACGAGCCAACUUACUACUGCAGUGAUUUGAGGGCAACAUCUCCCAAGUUAUGGCCAGAGAAAAUUGGGGUAUUGGAGCUAGGCAUCCUAAAAGCCGAAGGGUUGCUACCAACGAAGUCCAAGGGUGGUCGUGGAACCACCGAUGCUUAUUGUGUAGCGAAAUACGGGCAAAAGUGGGUUAGAACUAGAACUAUAGUAGACAGUUUUGCUCCAAAGUGGAAUGAGCAAUACUACUGGGAUGUUUAUGAUCCGUACACAGUUGUCACUAUUGGAGUUUUUCAUAAUUAUCAUUUACAGGAAGGGGAUAAGAAUGGAGGGAAGAGGGAUCCAAGACUUGGCAAGGUAAGGAUUCGGUUGUCUACUCUCGAGACUGGUAGGAUUUACACACAUUCCUACCCGCUUAUAGUCUUGCAACCUAAUGGAUUGAAGAAAAUGGGAGAGCUUCAUUUGGCUGUGAAAUUUAGCUGCAGCAAUUGGAUUGACUUGUUUCAUACUUACUCACAGCCUUUACUUCCUAUGAUGCAUUACCUUAAGCCAUUAUCAGUCUAUCAGCUUGAGAGCUUAAGACACCAAGCUACUUAUACUCUCUCUUUGAGGCUUGGCCGUGCCGACCCACCUCUAAGCAGGGAGGUUGUGGAAUGCAUGCUUGAUACAGGUGUAAACAGAUGGAGCUUGAGAAGAGGAAAGGCAAAUUGCGAGAGAGUCAUGGCAUGUUUGAGUGGUAUCGUUUUUAUUUGGAGGCAGUUUGAUCAGACACGCCAUUGGAAGAAUUCAGCAGUCACAAUCCUAAUUUACUCAUUGUUCGCUGCUAUGGUUAUGUCCCCAAAACUAAUAUUGCCUGCUUUCCUUUUGGCUUUCUUCGUGCUUGGGGUUUGGCGCUUUCCGAAGAGGCCGAGACAUCCUCCACACAUGGAUACCAAAUUAUCUCAUGCUGAAACUGCACAGCAUGAUGAACUCGACGAAGAAUUCGAUACAUUUCCAACUUCCAAGCAAGGUGAAGCACUGAAGACAAGGUAUGAUAGAUUGAGAGGGAUUGCAGGGAGGUUGAUGAUAAUGAUAGGAGAUUUGGCAACUCAAUUGGAGAGGAUCCAUGCUCUUGUAAGCUGGAGGGAUCCGCGAGCUACUGCAAUGUUUUUGAUAUUCUGUCUGAUUGCUUGUAUUUUGGUUCAUAAAGUUCAGUUCAGGUACUUGGUUCUUGUCGCAUGGACUUAUGCAAUGAGGCCUCCGAGACUUCGUGUUGGCAUUCCUUCUAUUCCCCAAUGUUUCCUCAGGAGAUUGCCUGCUAAAACAGACAGCAUGUUGUAAGCAAAAACAUUGUUCUGAUAUGCUGUGAAAUGAUAGGCCAAUUUGAUUCUAGUAGUUCUCAAUGUUUAUCACACUGAAAUUGCAAAGUUUUUACAUGAAUAAAAGUGCAUUUAAACUAUCUAUUUGUUGAUAAUGGGUUUUGAACUUUUAGAUUUUUUCUUGGUGAUAUGCUUCAGCUUCCAUAGUAUAUGGAACUUCCACCUCUCUCUAUUUUCCCAUUAUGUUAAGCACAAAGGAAAAUCACCGGGAAGCAGCAGCUGCUUCGUUCAGCUAAGAUUGCCCACCGUGGCAACCAGUAAGAACGUAUCACUGUGAUGAAAAUUUUGCCGGCCAGCAGCAUGUGAAGAUCUUACAACAAGAUCCAUGUUGUUUGUUGAUCUGAGAGUCACUCUUUAAUACUUCCAAUAUAUUUUUCUUUAGUUUGAUGCCAGUUGAUCCCCAAAAAUCUUGACACGCUUUGCCCACAGAUUUAAGACCCCUUUGCAGCUGUAGACAGUAGUCACUUGCAAGUUGAAACUACAACGUAGAUUUCAAGAGUCAAAAGCACAGGCUGCGACUACCAUGUAGUUCGUAGACUAGUAUUUCCAGGCAGGAAUAUGGACACGAUUAGUCCAUUGUAUCACAGUACCAUACACAUAAUUUCGAGUAUAACGCUAAGCAAAGUUGAGUUCAUGACAAGUUAAACAUCGCCACACCCCAAACAUUGACUGGAUAUGCACUAGCCGUAACAAAUUAUGGACAAAUUUUGAGUUCAUGACAAGUUAAACAUUGCCA
Messenger RNA from Populus euphratica (Euphrates poplar), 3090 nucleotides. Its product is annotated as multiple C2 and transmembrane domain-containing protein 2-like. Bases 1 to 2316 code for a protein of 771 amino acids. The record is from RefSeq and is a predicted model, not a curated record. Lineage: Eukaryota; Viridiplantae; Streptophyta; Magnoliopsida; Malpighiales; Salicaceae. The transcript has a single exon.